Molecule: messenger RNA, 330 nt
Organism: Psylliodes chrysocephalus
Lineage: Eukaryota; Metazoa; Arthropoda; Insecta; Coleoptera; Chrysomelidae
Source: the annotation of a GenBank genome assembly
AUGGAAGACUACCAAAAAAAUAGUAAAGAAUCUUGGUCCAUUUUAAAAACUAUUAAAAUAGCCUCUGAUCGGCCGAGAAAUCUAUUUAAAAGGGUAUAUCACUGCCAUUUUAAGACGAGUACACGCAAAGUUACAAAAGGAGUUCGAAAUAAGCGAUCUAAAAAUAUCAACUGCCCUGCACAAUUGUUUAUAACAAUCCAACGAUUUAUUAAAAGCAAUAAAGUAUCAACUGUAGAUCAAGAAUAUCCUUGUUUCGUCGAAUUUCGUAAUAAACACAAUCAUAGGCUGGACGUUGCUGAAGCGCUUCUCAGAAAGACCUGUAGGAUCUGA